Messenger RNA from Aspergillus candidus, 1224 nucleotides. Its product is annotated as putative Rad51 family DNA repair protein. Bases 1 to 1224 code for a protein of 407 amino acids. Gene Ontology annotation, molecular function: four-way junction DNA binding. The transcript is spliced from 2 exons. The record is from RefSeq and is a predicted model, not a curated record. Gene Ontology annotation, biological process: DNA strand invasion; double-strand break repair via homologous recombination. Gene Ontology annotation, cellular component: centrosome; replication fork; Rad51B-Rad51C-Rad51D-XRCC2 complex. Lineage: Eukaryota; Fungi; Ascomycota; Eurotiomycetes; Eurotiales; Aspergillaceae.
AUGGCUGCCAGUUUCGGGGAGAACUUGCUAAAGGAGAUUCACGAGGAAGGGCUGGAUGAGAUCUUCUGCGGCCUGCGAAGUCUGCUGGGGCCAUCCCCACGAUUAGGAGCAGAUGCGCUGGAUAACCUGGUCGGGGUCUUUACGCCUGUCGGUCCUGUCCCCGUCGUGGAAAGGACACUUCCUGUUAGCCAGGAUGAACAGGAGGACGUACAGGCGGAGGUCCUGUCCAAGAAGCGCUAUGAUCCCGUCGUGGAAAUCUCCAGCGUCUCGUCUGCGGCAGGGAAAUCUCAGCUCCUGUACUAUCUGACGGCGAUGGCAGUCCUCCCAUCGACGUUCAAUGGCAUACGUCUAGAUGGAUGCACAGCUGCCGUCGUCUACAUCGACACGGACGGCCGGUUUGACGCGGAACGGCUGCGAAGCAUCGCUAGGGGUAUAGUUGAACAGAAAACCAGACAGCCAGACUAUGCAACGAACCCCCCUAAUCACACCGGCAUGGAAACCAUGCUCGCAACCGCCCUGCAGCACGUCCAUGUCUUCCGGCCCCAGUCAUCCUGCUCGCUCCUCGCUACCCUGCGCACACUAGACACCUACCUGCUGGACCUCCCACGACACCACUCCGCUCCCCGACCCCUCCACGCAAUCUUCCUCGACAGCGCGAGCGCCUUCUUCUGGCCGGACCGGCUGCGCGACGAGAUCGCACGCAUAGAGGACAUCGGCCGGCCGUACGCGGAGAUCGAGCGCGAGCGGCGCCUGCAGCUGAGCUUCCAUAUCGCCGAUCUCUACGCUGCACUCGUUGCUGAGCUGAGGCGUCUGCAGCGACGGUUUGGCUGUACGGUCGUGUACACCACUACGGUACAUACUACGGGGCGACCGUCUGCGUCAAUUCCAGCGUCCGGCCCGUUCGACCUCUACAACCCGGUAGAAGAACGGAGCCGUAGUCGCGUCCACGCACCGUCGCUGCGGCCCCUGCUUCCAGGAUGGGGUGCGUUCCCGACACUGCGACUGGUCGUUGGUCGGGAGGCCGUCCGGGCGUUUCCAUCGGGGACGACAGUGCACGGGGCGCGUCGGGUCGCAGACGCACGACAGGACGCGGUCCGACGGGGUCAGUUCCGGGCGAGGGUUAACGCAUGGGGAGAGGAGGAGUGGCCGCAGCGGUUGGUGGAGCAGAUCCAGCAGAAAGGGGGAUUUCCCUUCACGAUCACCGAGGGAGUAGUCAUGAUAUAA